AUGGCCUCGGCGGUGUUUGAGGGCACGUCGCUCGUGAACAUGUUCGUGCGCGGCUGCUGGGUGAACGGCAUCCGCCGGCUCAUCGUCAGCCGGCGCGGCGACGAGGAGGAGUUCUUCGAGAUCCGCACCGAGUGGUCGGACCGCAGCGUGCUCUACCUGCACCGCAGCCUGGCCGACCUGGGCCGCCUGUGGCAGCGCCUCCGCGACGCCUUCCCCGAGGACCGGCCCGAGCUGGCGCUCGCGCCGCUGCGCGAAGGGCUGGUCGCCAUAAAGGAUGCCCACGACAUCGAGACCAGGCUUAACGAAGUGGAGAAGCUGCUUAAGGCCGUCAUCAGCAUGCCGCGCAAGUAUUCCAGGUCAGAAGUCGUGCUCACCUUCUUUGAAAGAUCUCCCCUGGAUCAGGUGUUAAAAAAUGACAACGUCCAUAAAAUUCAACCCAGCUUUCAAAGUCCGGUGAAAAUAUCAGAAAUCAUGAGGUCCAAUGGAUUUUGCUUAGCAAAUACCGAAACAAUCGUUAUUGACCACAGCAUACCAAACGGAAAAGACCAGCACGCAGCUGUGGACCCCUCGGAGCACCUGUUUGAGAAUGGCGGUGAGUUUGCCUCCGAGCUGGAGGAUGGAGAUGACCCAGCAGCUUAUGUCACCAACCUGUCCUAUUACCACCUGGUGCCUUUCGAGACGGAUAUUCUGGACUGA
Molecule: messenger RNA, 696 nt
Organism: Lipotes vexillifer (Yangtze River dolphin)
Lineage: Eukaryota; Metazoa; Chordata; Mammalia; Artiodactyla; Lipotidae
Gene: PXDC1
Product: PX domain containing 1
Exons: 5
Coding region: 1-696 (231 amino acids)
Molecular function (GO): phosphatidylinositol binding
Source: RefSeq, a predicted model, not a curated record